AUGGGGACCGAGAACACUCGUUUAGAGAUAUCAGAACCCUUGUUGGUGGAGCCUGAGAAUCGUGGAGGGUCCGUUGAAUCUGAUGAUUUGGAAGAAAUCCCAGAUUGGAAAGAGCAAAUCACGAUCAGAGGGUUGGCUGUGAGUGCUUUGUUAGGGACUUUGUUCUGUAUCAUUACCCACAAGCUGAAUCUAACAGUGGGAAUCAUCCCGUCCUUGAACGUCGCUGCUGGAUUAUUGGGUUUCUUCUUCGUCAAAUCAUGGACUGGGGUUUUGUCCAAAAUCGGUUUCUCAGUUGUACCAUUUACCAAGCAAGAGAACACCGUAAUUCAGACAUGCGUUGUGGCUUGUUACGGCCUGGCCUUCAGUGGAGGAUUCGGUUCUUAUAUAAUUGCCAUGGAUGAGAGAACGUAUAAGUUAAUUGGCACAGAUUAUCCUGGUAACCGGGCAGAAGAUGUGAUAAACCCAGGACUGGCGUGGAUGAUUGGAUUUUUGUUUGUCGUCAGUUUUCUUGGGCUAUUUAGUCUUGUGCCUCUGCGAAAGGUGAUGGUCUUGGAUUACAAGCUUACAUAUCCCAGCGGAACAGCCACGGCCAUGCUGAUAAAUAGUUUCCAUACUAACACGGGAGCUGAGCUUGCAGGAAAGCAGGUACAUUGUCUUGGAAAAUAUCUCGGGAUAAGUUUCAUUUGGAGCUGUUUCAAGUGGUUCUUCAGUGGUGUGGGAGAUUCUUGUGGAUUUGAUAAUUUUCCCACUCUUGGCUUGGAAUUAUAUAAGAAUACAUUUUAUUUCGACUUUAGUCCAACUUAUGUGGGUUGCGGCCUCAUUUGUCCUCAUAUUGUAAAUUGCUCUGUUCUUCUUGGAGCAAUUAUAUCAUGGGGGUUUCUUUGGCCAUUUGUUACUCGGCAUGCUGGGGACUGGUAUCCAGCUGACCUUGGGAGCAAUGACUUUAAAGGACUUUAUGGAUAUAAGGUCUUCAUAGCUAUUUCCCUCAUCCUUGGUGACGGUCUUUAUAAUUUGAUCAAAAUUAUAUCCCUUACUGUGAAAGAAAUUUGCAACAAAAGCACCACAAAUAGUAACCUCCCCGUCAUAAAAGAGGCCACAGAUAGAGAGGGGUAUAAAUUGCUUGCCGAGGAAAGAAGGAAGGAUGAGGUAUUUCUGAAAGAUAGAAUACCAACAUGGUUUGCAGCAUCUGGAUAUGUUGGCCUAGCAGCAAUAUCGACAGCAACAAUGCCAAUGAUCUUCCCACCCUUGAAGUGGUAUUUGGUUCUUGGCGCUUAUGUUGUUGCACCUGCCCUUGCUUUCUGCAACUCCUACGGCACCGGUCUUACUGACUGGAAUCUAUCAUCAACUUAUGGGAAGCUUGGUCUUUUUCUAUUUGCUUCUUUAGUCGGAGACAAUGGCGGAGUUAUUGCUGGACUAGCAGCUUGCGGUGUUAUGAUGUCAAUUGUUUCAACAGCUGCUGAUCUUAUGCAAGACUUCAAGACGGGUUAUCUUACUCUUUCUUCAGCCAAGUCUAUGUUUGUAAGUCAGCUAGUAGGGACAGCCAUGGGCUGUGUGAUUGCUCCCCUUACAUUUUGGUUAUUUUGGAGCGCUUUUGAUAUCGGGUUACCUGAUAGUCCAUACAAAGCCCCUUAUGCUGUAAUAUUUAGAGAAAUGGCCAUCCUAGGUGUUGAGGGUUUUUCAGAGCUCCCCAAGCAUUGUUUGGCCAUGUGUUGUGGGUUUUUUGUGGCAGCAUUCUUAGUUAACCUUUUGAGGGAUGUGGUUCCAAAGAAAAUCGCACAAUUCAUCCCGAUUCCGAUGGCCAUGGCUGUUCCAUUUUACAUUGGAGCUUACUUUGCUAUCGAUAUGUUUGUUGGGACUGUCAUCCUCUUUAUAUGGGAGCGGAUUAAUCGGAAGGAUGCAGAGGAUUAUGCCGGUGCAGUUGCGUCGGGUUUGAUAUGUGGCGACGGAAUAUGGACAAUUCCUUCAGCAGUGCUAUCAAUUUUCAGGAUUAAUCCUCCCAUUUGCAUGUCAUUCAACCCUACAGUUGCCUGAGCUACAUCAUUGAAAGCUAGCUCACAUUGUACACAAUGAAAUGAAACAAAGCUAGUGAUUUAUAUUUUACUUUGUAUAUACAGUUCCUCGUCCUUCAAAUUCUAAGAUAGUCUUUGCUUUCUCAGCGUCCUUGAUGUUCUAAGGAAAGACUUCACAUCAUUUCAUUUUUUAAGGAAAAAUACCAAUUAGUGAAGGUCCUAUUUGAGUGCA
Cucumis melo (muskmelon) is the source of this 2241-nucleotide messenger RNA. RefSeq names its product probable metal-nicotianamine transporter YSL6. The transcript has 7 exons. Gene Ontology annotation, cellular component: vacuolar membrane. The coding region runs from base 1 to 2031 and encodes 676 amino acids. The record is from RefSeq and is a predicted model, not a curated record. Lineage: Eukaryota; Viridiplantae; Streptophyta; Magnoliopsida; Cucurbitales; Cucurbitaceae. Gene Ontology annotation, molecular function: oligopeptide transmembrane transporter activity.